AAAUUCAAAGAGUGGACUUUAGAAAGGAAUCUAUAAACAUUGUUGAGUCCCAAGCGAUUGAAGAGACAAAUUAUGUAAAGGAAAAUUUAAAGAAUGACUACAAAGUAGAUAAAACAAUCGGCAAAC
Messenger RNA from Funneliformis mosseae, 126 nucleotides. NCBI's taxonomy places the organism in Eukaryota, Fungi, Glomeromycota, Glomeromycetes, Glomerales, Glomeraceae. The record is from the annotation of a GenBank genome assembly.